AUGGCCGCCCCCAACAGGAGAGAGGCCCCUGCUUGCAGGUGGUCCUUCACCUUGCACAACUAUGGCGAUGACGACGUGGCGCGCCUGCGGAACAUCGACCCCGCGGCAAUCAAGUUCAUGGUUGUCGGUGCGGAGGUGUCCCCGACCACCGGGACACCCCACCUACAGGGCUACGUCAACUUUGCCAGGAAGAUUCGUACCCCGCAGGUGAAAGGGCACCUGGGCGACAGAUGCCACGUCGAGAAGGCCGUCGGCAACGACCACGACAACGACCGCUACUGCUCCAAAGAUGGCGACGUCGUCGUCCGCAUGGGACAUCCCGUCAGACAGGGCCAGAGAAACGACCUGACGGCCGCCACCCAUUUCCUGCAGGAAAAUGACGGCGACCUGUCUGCACUGGCCCAAGAGAUGCCGGAGACCUUUGUGCGACAUCACCGCGGUCUGGAGGCCUAUGUCUCCUACGCCCGUCUGCAGCCGGUCCGCGACUUCCUGACCCGCUGUUUUGUCUUUGUUGGGCCGCCGGGAUUUGGCAAGAGUAGGUUGGUGCGGGAGUACCUGCCAGACGACACGACCACCUACUACAAACCGGAGGGGGCCUGGUUUGACGGCUACAUGGGGCAGAGUGACGUCGUCCUCAACGACUUCCACGGCGACAUCCCCCGGCCGACCUUUUUGAAUAUGGUUGACCGCUACCCACUGCGAGGGCCGAUCAAGGGCGGCUUUGUCAACUUUGCCGCAAGAAGGGUUUGGAUCACGACUAACAUCUUCCCAAACCACUGGUACGCCAACGACCACGACCCCGCGGCGAUCUUUCGCAGGAUCACACUCUUCCAGUUGUGGGACGACGCGGCACAGUGCUUCAAGGAGUUGGAGUAUUCCAACCUCCCACCCGGCCACGUCCUCUACGGCUGGCAUUACGACUAUUGA
Molecule: messenger RNA, 927 nt
Organism: Branchiostoma belcheri (Belcher's lancelet)
Lineage: Eukaryota; Metazoa; Chordata; Leptocardii; Amphioxiformes; Branchiostomatidae
Exons: 1
Coding region: 1-927 (308 amino acids)
Biological process (GO): DNA replication
Molecular function (GO): RNA binding; DNA endonuclease activity, producing 5'-phosphomonoesters; RNA helicase activity
Source: RefSeq, a predicted model, not a curated record